GCAGACCCGAGAAGCAGCGGAGACGUCCGUGGCACAAACGCCCAGGUAUCCGUCCACGCGCAAAGCGCAGCAGCGCGCACAGCGGCUCCGCGACCCUCCGUCCUCAUUACGUAACUGGACUACUUUUUUUGCUUUUUUUCUAUUAUCGUUGGGAUUUCUCGCGCAUAUUUUUUGUUUCUAUUGAUUUUUUGGCUGCACCGAGAGUGCAGCCCUUGACCCCCCCACCCCCCCACCCCCCACCCACCAUACAGUAAAAAUGGAGAACGACGACAGAUAUCUGCCCGAGCUGCUGGCGGAGAAGGACAGCCUGGACGCGUCGUUCACGCACGCUAUGAAACUUUUAACUGCAGAAAUCGAUAGAAUCCAGAAAGACGAGACGAAAAAGGAGGCGGAAGGAUACCUGGACCUUUUCACCACAAAGAACAUCAAACUUAAGGAACGAGUGCUCAUACCUGUCAAACAGUACCCCAAGUUCAAUUUCGUGGGGAAGAUUUUGGGGCCUCAGGGCAACACCAUCAAGCGUCUGCAGGAAGAGACCGGCGCCAAGAUCUCCGUGCUGGGCAAAGGCUCCAUGAGGGACAAAUCCAAGGAGGAGGGGCUGAGGAAAGGCGGCGAGCCCAAGUACGCCCACCUGUCCAUGGAGCUGCACGUGUUUGUGGAGGUGUUCGCCCCGGUGCCGGAGGCCUACCUGCGCAUGGCGCACGCCAUGGAGGAGGUGAAGAAGUUCCUGUUUCCUGACAUGAUGGAUGAUAUCUGCCAAGAGCAGUUCAUGGAGAUGAGCUACCUGAACGGGGGCUAGGAGCACGCUGCCAGGGGGCGGGGGGGCCCUCCGGUCAGGGGCCGCGGAGUCCCUCCUGGUGGAGCACACAGGGGACGGGGGAUGCCGCCCCGCGGCGCUCCGCCCAGGGGGGGGGCGCCCCGGGGCGGCCCGGCCCUAAGCGGCCCGGUGCGGGGCGUGCCGGCGGGCCGAGGGGGACACCCGGCGGCGCCCGCCAGGGGGGCCGCCUCGGCACCCCGCGCCAGGCCCCCGGCCUCCGGGCCCCCGCAGAGGAUGGCACACCCGCCCCCCCCACCAGCACACGCCCGCUGCAGCCGCGACGGCUACGAGGAUUACGGCUACGACGAGAGCUACGCAGACACGGCCUACGAGUCAUACGACAGCUAUUACAGUCAGCCGCAGGCAGAGCCGGAAGACUACGACUACGGAAACCGAGAGGAGCCCGAGUCGUACAAGUCAUACGGCCAGGACGACUGGAACGGAACCCCGCGAACAGCUUCAGGGAAGGCCCCGCCCCCCUCCAGAGGUGCCAAGACGCCUUACCGGGAGCACCCUUACCGACAGUACUGAGGCGGAACCCGCCGCCCGUAACGCGUCGCCGUGACUACCGCCCGUCCCCCACGGCAGCUCUCGCUUUACGCCGCCCGACAAAAGCACCGGCUGUCGGUCACCCAGCGCCCCGGAGGAGGCUGGCGGUCUGCAGGAGGCCGAGCGAGCACACCCCAGUGAGGCCGUGCACAGGAGCAGCAGCACGGUGGAGUUAUGGGGGAGGGACGGGGGCGGUGGAGGGGGGUCGGGGGGGCAGCUUGGACUCUGGAACUGGAACGGGACUUUGACGUUCUGCUCGCUGACACCCAGAAGAACCAGAGACGGACUCCAAUGUCACGGGGGCUUUUUCCUCUGCAUUGAAUCAUUUGGUCAUUGUUUUCCAACGUGGAAGCCCCCCACCCCCACCCCCAUCCCCCCCCCCCCCCCCCACCUCAAAGGCUUUGCCUCUGCAGACCACCCACUCCUCCAGCACAUGUAAUUGCGACGGCCUGAUUCGCCAUCAAAUGAGCGCUCUGGUUACGGUGGGCUGUGAAAUUGUUUUUAAUUUCUAUUAAUCCUUUAAAUUAGCCGUGAUUCAGAGACUCUCGCCUCCCGCGAGGCGGCGUCCUCCCCUUCAGGGAGAGGCCGUCCACAUCGCAAGUAUUUGAUUUCUUUUGUACGUUCCGGCCGGGUGUGUUGCUUGGUACCGACGUGGAGUUAAAGGACGCCCGCGGAGAGCGGAUCGCCAUCUCGCUGCGGCCGACUUCACACUCACACACACACACACACAUCUUGGCACGUCCAGGCAUGGCGGCCCACGCCGCCCCGAGGAUACCGAAUGCUAAUGCGGCCUAUUUGCAUGUACCCUCCACGCAAAUGUACAACACUUCCAUAAGCGGCGCUGGCGCGCUAUCGACGCUUCGCCAUCCAAGUGUGAUGAUGCGGCGAGACGGGCCCGGGAGGGGGGAGGCGGACAUUGCUAACUUCCCUCGGCCGAUCCAUCACGCCUCCGUUGAUUCGAUUCCCCUCUGUGCCGCUUUCCGCCAUUACCGCUGAUGUCAUUACGGCUGCCCGUGGUGCCGGGUUACAUUCAGAGGUCAGAACUCUACUUCCCUUUGUUAAGAACAGAUUUGCUCCGGCCCCGACCCGUCCGAGGCUCCACUCUGGGCCCUUGAGAAAGCCGGCGUCUUGGAGGACGUGCGCGUCAGCUGUGAGGGCAGACGCCGUCACCCGAGAUGAGACGUCACCAGUGCAUAUCCAAAACACGGCGUCCGCCAGCCCCCGUGUGCCAUCAUGUCUCCAGUAAUGAUUUCCGUGUCUGUGGUAUUGUGAGGA
Molecule: messenger RNA, 2641 nt
Organism: Gasterosteus aculeatus aculeatus (three-spined stickleback)
Lineage: Eukaryota; Metazoa; Chordata; Actinopteri; Perciformes; Gasterosteidae
Source: RefSeq, a predicted model, not a curated record